AAUCGCAUCAUCUUCUUCAUCAAAGCUUCUUUACUUUAUUUACUCAUUCGUUUUCCUGCGGUUCUUUCUCAACCUCUGUUGCAUAUAUAAAAGAAUUAACAACACUUAUUUUCUUAAUCUCUUCUCCUUUUUUUUGGUUGAGCCGAAGAAAAAAAGACAGAUGGAGAAUCCUCUACAGUUGAAGUGCUUGAAUCACAUUUCACUUGUGUGCAGAUCAGUUGAAAAAUCUGUAGAUUUCUAUCAAAAUAUUUUAGGGUUCUUUCCCGUAAAGAGACCUGGUUCCUUUAAUUUCUCUGGUGCAUGGCUGUUCAAUUAUGGCAUUGGCAUCCAUCUUCUUCAAUCUGACAACCCUGAUAGCAUGCCUAAGAUUGGCGGUAUAAAUCCCAAGAACAAUCAUAUUUCUUUCCAGUGCGAGAGCAUGGCGCUAUUGGAGAAGAAAUUGAAAGAGUUGAACAUAGAAUACGUGACGAGUGGUGUGGAAGAAGGUGGAAUCCGCGUGGAUCAACUCUUCUUCCACGACCCCAAUGGCUACAUGAUUGAGCUAUGCAAUUGCGAUAUCCUCCCUGUAACCCCAUUGCCGGUCGAUUCUAUCCAGUCAUCAUGCUCGCUGACCAACCGCAACGUUCGACGACAAAGGGAACAAGAACAGCAAGUACAAUUGCAGGUGCAGACGAUUGAGCAUGUUCUUUGGAGAAAUUAAUGGGGGUAGUCUGACCAAACUAGUUACUUAAGAUUGGUUAAUUGACCAACCUGACAACAUCUUUCGUUUUAACCUGCCAGGCCGUUGUGCUGUUUAUGAAUGAAACUGUACCCAAGAAAAAGAUGUUGUUGUUGUUGUUUUUGCAUAUAAAGAUGUUGAUUUUUUAAUUGAUAUUAAUAUAUUCAUUUUCUAAAGAAA
Messenger RNA from Gossypium raimondii (Peruvian cotton), 898 nucleotides. RefSeq names its product glyoxylase I 4. The transcript is spliced from 3 exons. NCBI's taxonomy places the organism in Eukaryota, Viridiplantae, Streptophyta, Magnoliopsida, Malvales, Malvaceae. Bases 161 to 700 code for a protein of 179 amino acids. The record is from RefSeq and is a predicted model, not a curated record.